AGGGCCGCAUCCCCCGUAAUAAAAUGAAUUCUGAUUCGAGCUCUGUCUCCAGCAGAGCUUCAUCGCCGGACAUGGAUGAGAUGUAUCUGAGGGAACACCACCACCGCCACCACCACCACCAGGAGAGCCGUCUCAACUCGGUCUCCUCCACGCAGGGCGACAUGGUGCAGAAGAUGCCCGGGGAAAGCCUCUCGCGGGCCGGCGCCAAGGCCACCGGCGAGAGCAGCAAGUACAAAAUCAAGAAGCAGCUGUCGGAGCAGGACCUACAGCAGUUGAGGCUGAAGAUCAACGGUCGGGAGCGCAAGCGGAUGCACGACCUAAACCUCGCCAUGGACGGGCUGCGAGAGGUCAUGCCCUACGCGCACGGGCCCUCGGUGCGCAAGCUCUCCAAGAUCGCCACUCUCCUGCUGGCCAGAAACUACAUCCUCAUGCUCACCAGCUCCCUGGAGGAGAUGAAGAGGUUGGUUGGCGAGAUCUACGGGGGCCACCACUCUGCCUUCCACUGCGGGACCGUGGGCCACUCCGCCGGCCACCCCGCGCACGCCGCCAACGCGGUGCACCCCGUGCACCCCAUCCUGGGCGGCGCGCUCUCGUCCGGCAACGGCUCGUCGCCGCUGUCCGCCGCCUCGCUGCCGGCCAUCGGCACUAUUCGACCUCCGCACUCGCUGCUCAAGGCGCCCUCCACGCCGCCCGCGCUGCAGCUGGGCAGCGGCUUCCAGCACUGGGCCGGGCUGCCCUGCCCCUGCACCAUCUGCCAGAUGCCGCCGCCGCCGCACCUUUCCGCUCUCUCCACCGCCAACAUGGCUCGGCUGUCGGCCGAGUCCAAGGACUUGCUCAAGUGAGCAGAGGACGGCCCGGCAGCUGCCCAGGAUGAGGGGAGAGAGGCGGGAGGGACUGUGGUGUCGGGCCGGGAGGGGAGAGGGAGGCUGAGCACUCGCUCGGCCGGCGGGAGGGUGAGCGCGGGGUCCCGCGGCCUCCCACUCCGUCGGAGAUCUCAGACUCCGCUUGACCUCCCGGAGGGAAAGGACCAAAACCAAACUGCAAUUUCUAGGUGGUAACGAAGGGGGACUCGAACCAGACUUCGUGUGUUUUGCAUGCAUGCUUCUUUUCCCCAUGCCGCGCCAGUGCUUCUCACUUACAUAGGCUCUUGUCAAAACUGCAUUUGUUGUGUAAAGACGGGACCGGUGUGGUCAAAAACUUGCGAAGGGACUUUAGAGUUGGCUUUCUCUGGCUCUGUGUUCUCACCUUGGAAAAGACAACAUCCCUUUUGUGCAAAAACAGAUGUAAAUAUUUCCUGGAGAUGGAUGUAAUUACGAUUGUCACUAUCUCUCCGCAGUUGUUUUUCUAGAGACG
Molecule: messenger RNA, 1353 nt
Organism: Felis catus (domestic cat)
Lineage: Eukaryota; Metazoa; Chordata; Mammalia; Carnivora; Felidae
Gene: OLIG3
Product: oligodendrocyte transcription factor 3
Exons: 1
Coding region: 24-842 (272 amino acids)
Molecular function (GO): protein dimerization activity
Source: RefSeq, a predicted model, not a curated record